This is a messenger RNA of Bemisia tabaci, 816 nucleotides long. The record is from RefSeq and is a predicted model, not a curated record. Lineage: Eukaryota; Metazoa; Arthropoda; Insecta; Hemiptera; Aleyrodidae.
UUGCGACUCUAUUGUACUCUAUGCUCCUCAUCUACCUAGUUUAGCGGCCCUUGAGGUAUCUUGUGAGUUUUUUUUUUUAUCAUUUCCUACUCUUCUUUUUUUACGUUGCAUUAACCACCGAGAGGUAUCUAAAUCACUAACUUCUGAGCGCAAGACUCAUUGCAGUAACUCAAGUCUAUUGUUUUAUGGGAUUACGAUCUAGUACAAUGGUGAAUAUGGAAGGACCUGUCGCAAAAUUUGUCAAAGAGCAAAUUCCAAAGGAAAAAGUUGUCAUCUUCUCAAAGAGCUACUGUCCGUACUGCAAAAUGGCCAAAGAGGUUUUUGAUAAAUUAUCACAGAAAUAUUAUGCCCUUGAACUGGACCAAAGAGAAGAUGGGGAAGAAAUUCAGGAUGUUCUAAAAGAAAUCACUGGAGCAAGGAGUGUACCACGAGUAUUCAUCAAUGGGAACUUUGUUGGCGGUGGCUCGGAUGUCAAAGCAUUGCAAGAAAAGGGCGAAUUAGUAAAACUCCUUCAAUGAAGAACAAAUACCGCUCUGGCAAAUACGCUGUCCUCAGUCCUCUGCACAGCUCUAAUUUCAUGAGCUGAAAAUGGUUCCUGCAAAUUACGAGCUCCUAAAUAACACACGUGUUUUUGAAUGGUCAAGCCACCAAGGAAACAUUGUAUUUAUAUUAUAAAUCUUGUAAAUUACUAGGCCCUUUUAAGCAUUCUUUUUUGUUAAUUUUCGUAUUCAUUUUUUUCUUUUUGAUUUCAGUUUUUUUUAUUUUUGGUUUAUCCAUGUCCACAAUAGUAAUACAGUUGAGGAAAUAAAUAUUUAA